Molecule: messenger RNA, 282 nt
Organism: Penaeus indicus
Lineage: Eukaryota; Metazoa; Arthropoda; Malacostraca; Decapoda; Penaeidae
Product: histone H2B-like
Exons: 3
Coding region: 1-282 (93 amino acids)
Cellular component (GO): nucleosome
Molecular function (GO): structural constituent of chromatin; protein heterodimerization activity; DNA binding
Source: RefSeq, a predicted model, not a curated record
AUGCCACCCAAGACUUCUGGAAAGGCUGCCAGAAAGGCCGGUAAGGCCCAAAAGUCUAUCUCCAAGGGAGAUAAGAAGAAGAAGCGCAGAGGGAAGGAGAGCUACAGCAUCUACAUCUACAAGCUGAGGCUUCCCGCCUUGCACACUACAACAAAGCGUUCCACCAUCACCAGCCGGGAGAUCCAGACCGCCGUCAGGCUUCUGCUGCCCGGAGAAUUGGCCAAGCACGCUGUGAGCGAAGGUACCAAGGCCGUCCACCAAUUUUCGAUUACAGAAACAUAA